AUGAGUCGAAACAUUAUGCCAACUGCCAGUGUCCACCCAAAACAGCCAUGCAAAGCGACCAACCAAAUAGAUUCACCAUAUGCAUCCAAUCUCCACACCAAUUAUACCCCUACGGAAUCAGAAAUUCCCCAAAUCAAGGAGUUUUUGACCGAUCCGCUCAAACGUUUAUCUAGCCUUGACGCUGAGAUCGAAAGGGUACAAUCAAUUCUUGAUGAGCUACGGCACGAGCGUUGUGCUCUAAGUGAUGAGAUCGAGGCUCAUCGAGCGCUGAUCUCUCCUAUUCGCCGAAUCCCCUUCGACGUGCUCGGGGAGAUCUUCGUUCAUUGUCUCCCUGAUGGUCGCAAUGCCGUCAUGAGCUCUCGGGAAGCUCCGAUUUUGCUGGGUCGCAUCUGUAGCGCGUGGAGGUCUAUCGCACUGUCAACCCCGCGGCUUUGGGCGAGCCUUCACAUACCGACACCUAUGGAGAUCUCUGAAACUGGGCAAGUCCUUGCUCAGCCAGAACCCACAUUUAUUGCCAAGAUGGAGAGGCGCUGCGAGGGGGCACGGGAAUGGAUCGGCCGUUCAAGAGAGAGCCCCAUCUCCAUCUCCAUCUGCAUUCCAACGCACGUCUAUUCUUACGAAUUGCAACCCUCGAGCAUGAAGACUUUUGAGGUUGCAGUAGCGCAGAUACUCGCUUCCAGCCACCGAUGGAGAAAAGUCGAUUUUAGGGCAACGAAAGACUCAUUUACUCGUCUCCAACAGCUCGCAGAGGAUGCUGUACCACUGCUAGAAUCUCUGGUGAUCGCCGGCGGGUCUCUGCGAGCAUGGGAUCCGCUCGCAUCAGAUUCGAGUGGGCGCUGGACGAAAUUCUCAGGUCUUCUGUCAGCUAGGAAGUUGCGGAAGCUUUCCUUAUCGUAUCUCAAAGAGGACCUCCUCUCAUUGCCAGUGCGUUGGUCGCAGUUAACUCACCUCAAUUUGGACCUCGACAUCCCAGCCAAAUUCGGAAGGACUUCGAGGGGUCUCAGGUAUAGCGAUAUUAUCAAAGUGUUGAGGAGAUGCCCACUGCUUGUGAGCUGUGGCUUGAGUCUGGAAAGCACAGCAUUUGACGUCCUCCUACAACCCGAUCACGAAUUGCCCCUAGCCGAAUACACCCUGACACUCCCCCUUCUGGAGAACCUUCUUCUCAACCUCAGCGGCAGAUGGGAUGAGUGUCAUUUAAAGCAUCUCGAUCUUCCUAGACUCCGUCAUUUCGAGAUUAAAUUUCAGGAAACGUUCUCCGGCAGUCAGGCGAGUCGGCCCUCAUGGGUACCCUUCCUUUCGCGUAAUGGUAACUCUGUGAAGCAAUUGAUUAUAGAUAUCCCUUCAUUGACUCGGGAUGAACUUAUUGGUUUCCUCGAAUCGGUGCCACUCCUUAUCCACCUCCAUGUCAGCAGCGCCUCCAGUUCUUCAUCUGUCGUCGAUCCCGAAGUCAUUGAUCGCCUCACUGGCACUCCUUCCGCCGAAAAUCCCGAUUGUCUGUGCCCUCUGCUUGAAGAACUUCAAUGCAACGGGACACAUUGCGCAAGUUUUUCCGAAUCCCAAUUGUUGUCUUUGGUGCAAAAGCGGAGUGAUACUGAAAAGGGUGGACUGCUGAAACGAGUAGACGUCACGUUCCAUGAUCGCCGCGAGCCAAAGAACUUCGAUAAAUUCCUUGAUUCGCUUAUUGGGAGCGGGAUGAAAGUUUCUCAGCGGAACCAAAGCGGAACUUCAAGGCAGGCGCCGUCAUUCACCCUGAAUCGAACAACAUCAAGCUAUCUACUGUUAUAA
Messenger RNA from Laccaria bicolor S238N-H82, 1785 nucleotides. RefSeq lists its product as uncharacterized. The transcript has a single exon. The coding region runs from base 1 to 1785 and encodes 594 amino acids. Lineage: Eukaryota; Fungi; Basidiomycota; Agaricomycetes; Agaricales; Hydnangiaceae. The record is from RefSeq and is a predicted model, not a curated record.